GGUUGUGAUCUGAGAUCUGUGGUAUAAUAAAAAAAAUCUAAUUUUUGUGAGGUUACUAUUUUGAAUUUCUGAUAUUAUUAAAUUAUGGAAAAUAAACUUAAAAGAUACGAAAAAAUCGAGUACCUUGGAGAAGGACAAUUCGCUACCGUAUAUAAAGCGAAAGAUAUUGAGAACGAUAAUAUAGUCGCUGUAAAAAAAAUUAAAAUUGGAAGUAGGGAAGAAGCGCAAGAUGGAAUCAACAGAACAGCUUUAAGAGAAAUUAAAUUGCUACAAGAAUUGCACCACGAUAACUUAAUAGGACUUCUAGAUGUUUUUGGACAUAUGUCGAAUGUUUCCUUGGUGUUUGAUUUUAUGGAUACUGAUUUGGAAGUUGUCAUUAAAGAUAACACUAUUAUUUUGACCACAGCCAACAUCAAAUCUUACAUCUUGCAAACGUUAAAAGGUCUGGAGUACCUGCACUUAAAUUGGAUUUUGCACAGGGACUUGAAACCAAACAAUUUGUUGGUAAAUUCCAGCGGUGUGUUGAAAAUUGGUGAUUUUGGAUUAGCAAAAAUGUUUGGUUCUCCAAACCGUGUUAAUACUCAUCAAGUUGUCACCCGAUGGUAUAGAUCCCCUGAAUUACUUUUUGGUGCUAAACAGUAUGGCACCUGCAUAGAUAUAUGGGCUGUUGGUUGUAUUUUAGCAGAAUUACUUUUAAGAGUGCCACUUUUUCCUGGAGAAUCAGAUUUAGACCAAUUAACAAAAAUUUUUGGAGUUUUUGGAAAUCCUAAUGAAGAAAACUGGCCUGGAUUGAAAACUUUAUCAGACUACAUAGAGUUUAAACCCAUUCCAGCUAUUCCUCUUAAAUCUAUUUUCACAGCAGCUGGCGAUGAUUUAAUUAACGUAAUUGAGUGCAUGUUGGUUUUGAAUCCAAUUAUGAGGAAAACUUGUACAGAGUGUUUAAAAAUGCAGUUUUUUACAAAUAAACCAGCACCUACUAUGGGACCCAAGUUGCCACUCCCCCAGUGUAUUAAAAAAGUUAGUGAAAUUGAAAGACCUUCUUUAAAAAGAAAGUUACUUGAUUCUGUUGAUUCUAGUGGUACAUUAUCUAAGAGACUGUUUGUUUAAGUUUGGGUAUGUCAUAUCAAAUGAAUAAAGUAUUUUUUUGUAAAUUUUUAUGGAAUC
This is a messenger RNA of Cylas formicarius (sweet potato weevil), 1164 nucleotides long. RefSeq names its product cyclin-dependent kinase 7 (gene Cdk7). The transcript has a single exon. Gene Ontology annotation, biological process: protein phosphorylation; positive regulation of transcription by RNA polymerase II. Lineage: Eukaryota; Metazoa; Arthropoda; Insecta; Coleoptera; Brentidae. Gene Ontology annotation, cellular component: cytoplasm; nucleus; transcription factor TFIIH holo complex. The coding region runs from base 85 to 1107 and encodes 340 amino acids. The record is from RefSeq and is a predicted model, not a curated record. Gene Ontology annotation, molecular function: cyclin-dependent protein serine/threonine kinase activity; ATP binding; RNA polymerase II CTD heptapeptide repeat kinase activity.